GGCGAACCAGUCGGACAAGCAGAGUCGACAGCACCCAGCACAUUUUAGACGAAAAGGACUGUAUUUUUCCUUUCAGGCGAGACACACUAAGACUAUCUUCAUUCAAACAAAAUGACAGACAUCUUCGCUCCGAAAGACUCUGAAAACAUGUCAGUGAACAUUCAUGUCGACAGCCCUAAUGUGAAGUACACAGAUACACACAUUGUGGCUCAAUAUUCCUACCAGACCACAUCAGUACACAGAGAUGGGAACAAAGUCAAACUGAGCCCCCAAACCACUGACAUGACAUUUCGCACCGAGAGGCAUGUGCCCCGGCUUGGUGUGAUGCUGGCCGGCUGGGGAGGCAACAAUGGCACCACUGUCACAGCAGCUGUACUGGCGAACAAGCUGGGCCUUACCUGGAAAACCAAGACUGGUGUAAAGAAAGCAAACUACUACGGCUCCUUCCUGCAGUCAUCCACUGUUUGUCUGGGAUCAGGGAUCGAGGGUGAGGUCAAUGUGCCCUUCCGUGACCUCCUACCCAUGGUUCACCCUAAUGAUAUUGUCUUUGACGGCUGGGAUAUCUCCUCAAUGGAUCUUGGCAGUGCAAUGGAGCGUGCUCAAGUACUCGACUGGUCGUUACAAGAGCAGCUUCGACCAUACAUGAGUCGCAUGAAACCAAGACCGUCAAUCUAUAUGUCAGAAUUCAUCGCCGCUAACCAGGAGAGUCGAGCCGACAACGUCCUCGCUGGGACAAUGGCAGAGCAGGUGGAGCAGAUCAGAGCUGACAUAAGGGACUUCCGUCAGUCGAGCGGUGUGGGAAAAGUCAUUGUUCUGUGGACGGCCAAUACUGAACGCUUCUGUGAUAUCAUACCAGGGGUCAAUGACACCGCAAAGAACCUGCUAGCUGCGAUCCAGUCUGGCAAAGAGGUUUCUCCCUCCACUUUGUUUGCGGUUGCCAGUAUACUGGAAGGCUGCGCCUACAUCAACGGCUCUCCUCAGAACACCUUUGUCCCAGGGGCCAUCGAGCUGGCUGUGGAGAAAGGGGUAUUCAUUGGAGGAGACGACUUCAAGUCUGGUCAGACUAAGAUCAAAUCAGUGCUGGUAGACUUUCUGGUCAGCGCAGGCAUCAAGCCGACUGCCAUCGUCAGCUACAAUCACCUCGGAAACAACGAUGGGAAGAACCUGUCGGCUCCGCAGCAGUUCCGCUCCAAAGAGAUCUCCAAGAGCAACGUAGUGGAUGAUAUGGUGCAGUCCAACUCCAUCCUGUACCAACCUGGAGAAAAACCUGACCACUGUGUGGUGAUUAAAUACGUCCCAUAUGUGGGUGACAGCAAGCGUGCCAUGGAUGAAUACACCUCUGAAAUAAUGAUGGGGGGAACUAAUACUAUUGCACUGCACAACACAUGUGAGGACUCUCUACUAGCCAGUCCAAUCAUCUUGGACCUGGUGAUCCUGACAGAGCUUUGUCAGCGUGUGACUGUCCGGCCUCAGGGGGAGGAGGACUUCCAGUCCUUCCACAGCGUCUUAGCACUGCUCUCCUUCCUCUGCAAGGCCCCACUGGUUCCACCGGGGACCCCGGUUAUCAAUGCCUUCUUCCGCCAGAGAGCCUCCAUAGAAAACAUCAUGAGGGCGUGCCUCGGCCUUCCUCCUCAGAACCAUAUGCUCCUGGAGCACAAGCUGCAGAGAGACUUUCUGCCACCACACAACACCUACAUCAACGGCAACGUGACUUCUUUGAAAAAAGUUGCCAACACCAACGGGAACCAUAUAUGUCUAACAAAUGGCAUUUGUGCACAUAGCGAUGAUGCAGCAUAUGCAAUAUAACUGAAGAAACAACACUACAGCCCAAAAUAGAACUUAAAAUUCAUAAACUUUAAAAUGUAUAAACUUGAUACCUGGUAUAAAAAGAACAAUGGCCCUCAUUGAUCAAACUAUCAUGGCAAAAAAACAAGACAAUACAAAACAUAAUCACCAGUGGUUCGAAAACUUUGCAGAGUCAAUUUUUCAUCAUUCAUUAUUUGUUUCGAUCUAUUACAGAAAAGCAUGGUGCAGAAAAUGUGCAUAUUAUAAUUGCAAUAAGAAACAGAGCUAGAGGUUUGCUACAGCUAUGUGAAGCACAGACAAUUAGGCAAUCGGAGUCUCCAAACAUCAUGACUUUGUAUGAGGCAGGCUACUGAUUUACAAUGUAUUUCACAGUUUGAUUAUUUUUUGAAAAAAAUAACUAUUUAUGACAUAUUUUAAAAGGUAA
Molecule: messenger RNA, 2230 nt
Organism: Scomber scombrus (Atlantic mackerel)
Lineage: Eukaryota; Metazoa; Chordata; Actinopteri; Scombriformes; Scombridae
Product: inositol-3-phosphate synthase 1-A-like
Exons: 11
Coding region: 112-1806 (564 amino acids)
Biological process (GO): phospholipid biosynthetic process; inositol biosynthetic process
Cellular component (GO): cytoplasm
Molecular function (GO): inositol-3-phosphate synthase activity
Source: RefSeq, a predicted model, not a curated record